Messenger RNA from Nymphalis io (European peacock), 1874 nucleotides. It is a transcript of the gene Ns1, whose product is annotated as guanine nucleotide-binding protein-like 3 homolog. Lineage: Eukaryota; Metazoa; Arthropoda; Insecta; Lepidoptera; Nymphalidae. Gene Ontology annotation, cellular component: nucleolus. Gene Ontology annotation, molecular function: GTP binding. The transcript has 9 exons. Bases 123 to 1808 code for a protein of 561 amino acids. The record is from RefSeq and is a predicted model, not a curated record.
AAGUGAGAGAAGUUGAAAAUGCGGAGUGAAUGUGUAUUUUAAUAACAAACUACGAACUAAAAUACCAAUUUGUCUGAAAUAAUUUAGUAUCAUAAAGUUUUUAUAAAUACAGAAAUAAUAACAUGGCUAAGUUUAAACUAAAAAAACCAUCUAAAAGGCAGCCAGCACGCCUUCGCUAUAAAAUAGAAAAAAAAGUUAGAGAGCACAAUAGGAAAGUAAAAAAGGAAGCGAAAAAGAACCCUAAAUCUAAGAAGUCAAAGCCUAUUCAGGUACCAAAUGUGUGUCCAUUUAAGGAAGACAUAUUAAAAGAAGUUGAAGCAGUGAAGAAGCAUAAAGAAGAAGAGAGACAAAAGAAAAAGGAACAAGCAAAAUUAGACAAGCAAAUUAAAUUAGAGGAAAAAAAGAAUAGUACUCUUAGUAUGGACAAAUUGGUAGCAAAUGCUCAAGCAAGAGGUAAAGUCCACGAAGCAUUUAAAGACAAUGACAAUGGGAAUGAUGACAUUCAAUUUGGCAAGGAUAGACAGCAGGAAAAUUCUUUAAAAGCUUAUUAUAAGGAGUUUAAGAAAGUAAUUUCGGAAGCUGAAGUUGUAUUAGAAGUUGUGGAUGCUAGAGACCCGUUAGGUACAAGGUGUGUUCAAGUUGAAGAAGCAGUUAGAGAGUCUGGCAAGAAGUUAGUUCUAGUCCUUAACAAAGCAGAUUUAGUGCCACGGGAAAAUCUCACGGCUUGGCUUAAGUAUCUCCGUAGAUCGGCACCAGCUGUUCCAUUCAAAGCAUCUACACAAGACCAGCAACACAAUCUUGGCAGGAGAAAAAUGAAACAUAUUGUCAAAGAAAAGGAAAUGUCAAACUCAGCCUGUGUAGGAGCAGAGCUACUCAUGAGUCUCUUGGGUAAUUAUUGCCGUAACAAAGGUAUAAAGACAUCUAUAACAGUUGGUGUAGUUGGGUUGCCCAAUGUCGGCAAGAGUUCUAUAAUAAACAGUCUGAACCGAUCUAAAGCAUGUAAUGUAGGAAGCACUCCAGGAGUUACAAAACAAAUGCAAACUGUCCAGCUGGAUUCGAAGAUCAAGAUUCUGGACAGCCCUGGCAUAGUAUUUCACUCGGGCGCAGAGGGCGACGCGUCCGUGGCGCUGAAGAACGCUCUGCGAGUGGCAAGCCUCAAAGACCCAGUCACGCCUGCCACGGCCAUAUUGAAGAGAGCUCACAAACACACACUUGUAGCGCUCUACUGCAUACCAGAGUUCAACACGCCACAAGAAUUCUUCGCAAGUGUUGCAUCGCGUAUGGGUCGCUUCAAGAAAGGCGGUGUUCCUGACCAAGAAGCCGCUGCUAGAAUAUUACUUAACGAUUGGAAUACCGGAAAGGUGCGGUAUUACACGGAACCACCGGAGACGCCCCAAUCAGAAGUCCACAUUGAUGCUAAGAUAGUUUCAACAUUGUCAGAAGACUUCGACGUUAAUGCAUUUGAAGCGAUGGAAGCUGAGACAAUCGACACACUUGGUGCUACUAAUUCUGAUGAUGCUAUUAAGAUCACAAGCACAGGUCCGGUCAAAGCGGCAGAAGACGAUAUGCAAGUUGACGAAGACGAAUCUGUUCUACUUCCUAAAAAAGUCAUUGUUUCCAAAGUAGUCAACAAAACGCCAAAGGACUCUGGAGUGGAUAUUGUUAUGGAAGGCAACACCAAACAGAAUAAAAUGAGGAAAAUGCAAUUCAAAAAAGAUAAAAAGAAAAAGGCUAGAGAUGAGAAGAAAGUAGUAGCUUUAUCGGAAAUGCUAGAUCAAGCAAUAGUUACUAGCGUUAAGAAAACAUGAUAAUAAAUGUCAAUAAUAUUAUAAUUGUUAAGUGGCGAUUUAAAAAUAAAGAAAAAAAAACCUAUA